Diabrotica virgifera virgifera (western corn rootworm) is the source of this 672-nucleotide messenger RNA. RefSeq lists its product as uncharacterized. NCBI's taxonomy places the organism in Eukaryota, Metazoa, Arthropoda, Insecta, Coleoptera, Chrysomelidae. The coding region runs from base 149 to 619 and encodes 156 amino acids. The transcript has 4 exons. The record is from RefSeq and is a predicted model, not a curated record.
ACAAUCACCAAGCAGGGGUGCCAAUUCAUCUUCGCCAGCCGUUUUUUGCAGUACAAACAAAGAUACGUCUGACAAUGAUACUACUACAAAUCAUAUAAUUCUGGAACAUUUAAAAAAGUUGCUUAAAAAGCAAAACAUCUUACAAAGUAUGAUGCAAGAUAUUGUAAGUGACGUAAGUGAUUUAAAAAAGAGGCUUGACAAAAGGGAUGAAGACAAUACAUUGCAGGUCCACGGGCAUGCUUCGUCUCUAUUGACAGAACUAGAAUACUUACCUGUAGGCAAUGAACAAGAGUUAGAAGAAUUUGAAACAUACCUAUCGGAUGAAGACAAUAUGAAAAAAAGUGUAAUGGCUCUGUACAAAAUUGGAGGCAAGGAUGUCUACGAUUUUCUAUUCCGUGCAACAGGACUGUUAAUUGCUGACAGAUUUGCAGGAGCAGAAUACAGCUUCUUGGGCAGAAAAUCAAAAAAGAGCUUCAAGGCUCUGAAGUUGGCAGAGUUAUUAGGGAAAGCAGCCCAGCAACAAUUUAAAGCAGCAACAUGGAAGGAAAUUGAAAAUGACAUGGCAAAAUGGUUGCGAAGGUGCACAGAACGAGCCAAGAAUAAAACUGAACAAUUAUAGAUUAAAUAAAGUACAUGAUUUGUUUUUUUUUUUAAUACACGUAUUUUACUGCA